Pichia kudriavzevii is the source of this 804-nucleotide messenger RNA. RefSeq lists its product as uncharacterized. The coding region runs from base 1 to 804 and encodes 267 amino acids. The record is from RefSeq and is a predicted model, not a curated record. The transcript has a single exon. Lineage: Eukaryota; Fungi; Ascomycota; Pichiomycetes; Pichiales; Pichiaceae.
AUGGCUUCCAACGACGGCUUGACUGCCAGCAAGAUCUUCAUCACCAUUUCCUAUAUUUUGUCGGUAUUUGGAUCUCUAUUCUACCUCCUGCCCCACUUGAACGACAAGCACUUUUUGACCCCCUUUUCAGGUACGUUUAUUGUCACGGCCAUCUUUUGGAUAUUGACGCUUCUACUCCAGUUUGUCUUUAUCACCAAAGUCUUGUUCAACAACAAUGUAUCUCCAUCAAACCAGUCCUCGGCAAUUGCUGUCAUUGGCCCUCAUUUCACAACUUCAAAUAUCUUACACUUCUUUUGGUGCUACUUUUUCUCAAGAGAACGUUUUGUCAUUUCAGAGGUACUCUUAAUUGUCAACUUGUUGAACCAAUUGACCUUAUAUUUCUCUCACAAGACGAUUGCUAUAAAGUCGCUGCCAGACUGGCUAACCGUUCACCUCCCUGUAACAGGAACACCGCUUGCAUGGUCCCUAUACGCAAUUCUCUGGAACGGUGCUACAAUGUUCCACUCCCAUAAUAAGUCCCUGUUGCCUCGUCUUCUCGCCAAUAUCUUCAUUUGGGAGUUGUUUGUCGUUCCAAUGGCCUUGCUAGUAUUCUACAAGGAUUGGUCGGUCGGCUUGGCAACCUCCUUUUUGGCAUUGGGUAUGGGCUUUGGCCAAAUGUUCACAAAGUUAGUUGCUCUUCAAUGGAUCUUUGCCUUUGUUAUUGCCGGCGCAAACUUCACCUUCUCCGUCUUGAGCAUGUUCAACUCAGCUGUCGCACAGUCUCAAACAACUACCUCAACAGAUCAAGCACCACUACUUGCUUGA